Molecule: messenger RNA, 1706 nt
Organism: Anopheles stephensi (Asian malaria mosquito)
Lineage: Eukaryota; Metazoa; Arthropoda; Insecta; Diptera; Culicidae
Gene: TSG101
Product: tumor susceptibility gene 101 protein
Exons: 7
Coding region: 259-1452 (397 amino acids)
Biological process (GO): protein transport; endosome to lysosome transport; protein modification process
Cellular component (GO): ESCRT I complex
Molecular function (GO): ubiquitin binding
Source: RefSeq, a predicted model, not a curated record
ACAACUCUACGGCGGUAGUGGUGGUGUGUGUGUGCGAACGGAACUGUCAAAUGCAGCAGAAGAUUUAGAAUGUUUAAUUGUACGAAGUACCUCCGUCAUAUCAAAUACUCGGAACAUUUAUAAAUUUUCGUCCGCAACAAAGAAAGGGAGUACCCGCUAAGCUGCCUGCUUAGAAGGCGGGCUACAGAGUGCGUUUUGGUGGCCUAUAGAACUUGGUACGUGCUUGCGAACGGGACUAUCAACAAUAGCUGCAACACCAUGAACAAGCUGGACGACAAUGCACUGUCUCGAAUGUUGGCCUCGUACCGUGACCCUACGGCCACCAAAAAGGAUGUAACAAAUGCGUUGCGAAUUUAUCAUGGAUUGCAGCAUCGGAUGGAAGAGUACGUGUUCAACGAUGGCAAUGCGAAAAUGUUACUGAACCUGCACGGCACCAUACCGGUAAAGUAUAAGGGCAACACGUACAACAUUCCCAUUUGCAUCUGGCUGAUGGAUACGCACCCGAAGAAUGCACCCAUUUGCUACGUAAAACCGACGUCCGAUAUGCGCAUUAAGGUGUCGGCGUACGUUGAUUUCAACGGCAAGAUCUAUUUACCCUAUCUGCACGAUUGGAAUCCGAAAAAUGCCGAUUUGUUGGACCUGAUUCAAAUCAUGAGCGUCACCUUUGGCGAAGUGCCUCCAGUGUAUUCCAAAGGACCAGAAACAACGUACCAGCAGCCAUCGUAUAUGCCACCGACACCGGCCACCAGUACCUCGUACAUACCACCGUACCCAACACAACAGUUCUCCCCGUACCCAGUGGCAGGACCAGGGUACAAUAGCUACGGACAGCCUGCACCCGGUGCAGCCGGACCCGGAUAUGGAAUGCCUUACGGGAUGACUCCCUAUCCACCAGCACCAGGAACAAUAGCAGGACCAACGCCGGGCGUGAACCAAGGCACCGGUACGAUCACGGAGGAACACAUCCGAGCUUCGCUAAUAAGUGCCGUAGAGGAUAAGCUGAAACGUCGGGUGCAGGAAAAAGUUAACCAGUGUCAGGCGGAGGUGCAAACGCUCAAGCGAACCCAACAGGAGCUGAACGAGGGUCAGGUGAAGAUUAAGGAGAUACUCGCACGGCUCGAACGGGACGAGAAGGAACUGACGAAGAGCGUUACCGUGCUGAAGGAUAAGGAAAAGGAGCUGGAACGUGCCCUGGAGUCGUUGGACAACGUGGAAUCGAUUGAUGUGGAUGAAGCGGUCACCACCACUGCCCCACUUUACAAACAAUUAUUGAACGCUUAUGCGGAGGAGGCGGCCAUCGAGGACGCAACCUACUUCAUGGGUGAAGCCCUCCGCAGCGGUGUGAUUGACUUGGAAGUGUUCCUGAAGCAGAUACGGCAGCUGUCGCGAAAGCAGUUCAUGUUGCGUGCCCUUAUGCAAAAGUGUCGACAAAAGGCGGGCUUUAGCGUUUAAUUCUGUGGCGAUGCUGGACGGGUGGGCCCCCGAGGAGCGACUUCUACGACUGUUGUGCUGCAUGUGCUUGUUUCGUUCCGUUUCUGUUAUCUCCUGUCUCUGUGCCUCUUUCCGUUUUGGGAUUGUGUUUGCGGGUUUGCGUAGCGGACCGCCCGUUACUUUACUAUCGUCUUUCAUGAUAUUACAUACUUCCCACUCUCAUUCGUUUCGUGCUAUAUCGCGUACAAUAAAAGCUUACAUAUUUUAAAAGCGGC